GGCGCGUCGCGUGCCCCACUCCGAGCCUCCUGGAGCCCAGGAUCCGCGGAGUUCGGAAACGAACUUCCCACAUUUGCUAUGUUGCCUUUUGGAGACAAAACAAGAGAAAUGGUCAAUGCAUGGUUUGCUGAGAGAGUCCACACCAUCCCUGUGUGCAAGGAAGGCGUCAGAGGCCACCCCGAAUCUUGCUCUUGCCCCUUGCAGCAGACUCCUCGUGCUGACAGCAGCGCUCCAGGAACACCUACCAGGAAAAUCUCUGCAUCUGAAUUUGACCGGCCCCUUAGACCCAUUGUAGUCAAGGAUUCUGAGGGCACCGUGAGCUUCCUCUCUGACUCGGAAAAGAAGGAACAGAUGCCUCUAACCCCUCCGAGGUUUGAGCAUGAUGAAGGGGACCAGUGCUCAAGACUCUUGGAAUUAGUGAAAGACAUUUCCAGUCAUUUGGAUGUCACAGCCUUGUGUCACAAAAUCUUCUUGCAUAUCCAUGGACUCAUCUCCGCUGACCGCUACUCCCUGUUCCUUGUCUGUGAGGACAGCUCCAACGACAAGUUUCUUAUCAGCCGCCUCUUUGAUGUGGCUGAAGGAUCAACACUGGAGGAAGCUUCCAAUAACUGUAUCCGCUUAGAAUGGAACAAAGGCAUUGUGGGCCAUGUGGCAGCACUGGGUGAGCCCUUGAACAUCAAAGAUGCCUAUGAGGAUCCUCGGUUCAAUGCAGAAGUUGACCAAAUUACAGGCUACAAGACACAAAGUAUUCUUUGUAUGCCAAUUAAGAAUCAUAGGGAAGAGGUUGUUGGUGUAGCCCAAGCCAUCAACAAGAAAUCAGGAAAUGGUGGGACAUUCACUGAAAAAGAUGAAAAGGACUUUGCUGCUUAUUUGGCAUUUUGUGGUAUUGUUCUUCAUAAUGCUCAGCUCUAUGAGACUUCUUUGCUGGAGAAUAGGAGAAAUCAGGUGCUACUUGACCUUGCUAGCUUAAUUUUUGAAGAACAACAAUCAUUAGAAGUAAUUUUGAAGAAAAUAGCUGCGACUAUUAUCUCAUUCAUGCAGGUGCAGAAAUGCACUAUUUUCAUAGUGGAUGAAGAUUGCUCCGAUUCUUUUUCUAGUGUGUUUCACAUGGAAUGUGAGGAAUUAGAAAAAUCAUCUGAUACUUUAACAAGGGAACGUGAUUCAAACAAAAUCAAUUAUAUGUAUGCUCAAUAUGUCAAAAAUACUAUGGAACCACUUAAUAUCCCAGAUGUCAGUAAGGAUAAAAGAUUUCCUUGGACUAAUGAAAACACCGGAAAUAUAAACCAGCAGUGCAUUAGAAGUUUGCUUUGUACACCUAUAAAAAAUGGAAAGAAGAAUAAAGUCAUAGGGGUUUGCCAACUUGUAAAUAAGAUGGAGGAGAACACAGGCAAGGUUAAGCCCUUCAACCGGAAUGAUGAACAGUUUCUGGAAGCUUUUGUCAUCUUCUGUGGCUUGGGGAUCCAGAACACACAGAUGUAUGAAGCAGUGGAGAGAGCGAUGGCCAAGCAAAUGGUCACAUUAGAGGUUCUGUCCUACCAUGCUUCAGCAGCAGAGGAAGAAACAAGAGAGCUCCAGUCUUUAGCGGCUGCUGUGGUGCCAUCUGCCCAGACCCUUAAAAUUACUGACUUCAGCUUCAGUGACUUUGAGCUGUCAGAUCUGGAAACAGCGUUAUGCACAAUUCGGAUGUUCACUGACCUCAACCUUGUGCAGAACUUCCAGAUGAAACAUGAGGUUCUGUGCAAAUGGAUUUUAAGUGUUAAGAAGAAUUAUCGGAAGAAUGUUGCCUACCAUAAUUGGAGACAUGCCUUUAAUACAGCUCAGUGCAUGUUUGCUGCUUUAAAAUCAGGCAAAAUUCAGAACAAGCUCACUGACCUGGAGAUACUUGCAUUGCUGAUUGCUGCACUAAGCCAUGAUUUGGAUCACCGCGGUGUGAAUAACUCUUACAUACAGAGAAGUGAACACCCACUUGCUCAACUCUACUGCCAUUCAAUCAUGGAACACCAUCAUUUUGACCAGUGCCUGAUGAUUCUUAAUAGUCCAGGCAAUCAGAUUCUCAGUGGCCUCUCCAUUGAAGAAUAUAAGACUGCACUGAAAAUUAUCAAGCAAGCUAUUUUAGCUACAGACCUGGCACUGUACAUUAAGAGGCGAGGAGAAUUUUUUGAACUUAUAAGAAAAAAUCAAUUCGAUGUGGAAGAUCCUCAUCAAAAAGAGUUAUUUUUGGCAAUGCUGAUGACUGCUUGUGAUCUUUCUGCAAUUACAAAACCCUGGCCUGUUCAACAACGGAUAGCAGAACUUGUGGCAACUGAAUUUUUUGAUCAAGGAGACAGAGAGAGAAAAGAACUCAAUAUAGAGCCCACUGAUCUAAUGAACAGGGAGAAGAAAAACAAAAUCCCAAGUAUGCAAGUUGGGUUCAUAGAUGCCAUCUGCUUGCAACUAUAUGAGGCUUUGACCCAUGUAUCCGAAGACUGUUUCCCUUUGCUGGAUGGCUGCAGAAAAAACAGGCAAAAAUGGCAGGCUCUUGCAGAACAGCAGGAGAAGAUGCUGAUUAACGGGGAAAGCAACCAGGCCAAGCGGAACUGAGUGGCAGGUUUCACGCAGAGUUGAAGUUUACAGAGAUGGUUAUUCUGUAUUACGCCUACUUUCCCUAUGCACUGUACAGAUUUGGUUUAUAUUUUACCACUGCUAUAUUUUUAUUUUUGCACAACUUUUGAGAGCAUAGCAUGAAAUGUUUUAGACUAUUACCUAUCUCUGUAUAUUUGUUUUAUACCACUGAAAUGAGAUGAUCAGUGACACCCGCACUUAGCCUAUUCACAAGAACUCUGAUAUUUUGUGUAUUGCAGGGUGCGUGGCUUUUUUUCACUGAGGUUGUUUUUUGCAUAGGGAUUUUAAAUAAUUGGUUUCUGUGUUUUGUGAAUUACCAUUCUUUCAAGAAUGUCUGGAAUCUUUCCUUUCUCAAAAGUAGGUUAGGAGUAACUUGAAUGUGUUCUGUGACAUUUAAAGCCUUCAUUAACAUAAAAAAUUGGCUGAGUGGAUUUUAAGGAAAAAUAUGUAUUUGUCAACAAUGUCUUAACAAAAAGUUAAGGCACUGUGAAACUAAUGGAAAGUAAUAUGAGACAGUAUUAUAAAGAAAAUGUUUUAUUUAAUUUGCUAUUUUUGUGAAAGAAAAAGCUGAAAAUGUUAUUUUAGUGUAGCACAUCUAUCCAAAUCACUUCAAGUUCAUCAGUCUUACAUAAAGCAGGGGAAACCAUAGGAGAUGAUCUAGUCCCUGACUUCUUGAGGGAUGAGUGUGAUCCAGAAAUAGAAUGGCCAUGGUGUUUGUCAGCAAAAUGUUCUGUUGGAAGAUCCUUCUGAAAGUCAGUGUUUUGAAUAUGGAGCUUUAAAAAAUAAUUUUCUCACCUUCCAUCUUCUGAGAAACCACAGCUUGCAAGUCAGCAGUUUACAUCUCAAUGGAAAAGUGAGAUGUGAUCAUUGGAACACUGACCUGGAGUGAGACAUGACUAUAAAUGAGAGAGUACAAAGUGAGUCUUUUUAUUCUCUGUCAAGUGAAGCUUAUAGAAAAAUUCCAAUUAUAAUGAAUAAAAGGGUAUUGCCAAUACUCAGACCAUAAAUGAAAUUGAGGGAACAGUAAGAUAAGAUACUUUAUGCCUAAAUAAAACUUGGAAGUAUUAUAAUCGAGAAAUAGCCAUAUUUUGGUUUAUCAGAUGAAUCAAUCCAGGAUCACGGAUGGAAGUAUGGCUGUGUACCCUAAAUACUGACCCUUAGUAUGUAAUUGGUGUUAUUUCCUUCCCAUAGCUGUUAGUACAGUUAACAUUGUUUUCUCAGGAUUUGAAUUCAUUUAAGUAGGUUACCACUGUUCGUGUGAGCUCUUGACUACACAUUUACUCAGCAUUGAAGUAGAUGGUGAAAUGAGCAUCUGGUUUAGGAAAGGAAAAUCUGCUCCAAAUAUACAGAAAUGUUUACAUGUGGGAAGAGCAGCAAGAGAGAGAUUUAAUUUGUUAACUUUAAUCCCCCCACUCCCCAAAGAAAAGGUAUUUGAUUUGAGUAUUGCCAAUUUGGGUAGAAAAUCUCUUGGCAAUAUGAUAGCAUUCUCAGAGACCUUUCACAAAGCACAUUUGUCAUCCAUUUCCUUCAUCCCCUAAACUGCCUAAAAUUCAACAUACUUAUUAAGUUUUUGAAAUUCUGAGUAUAUAUACGUACUCACACACAUACACAGACACACACACACAUAUCUCGAAGUGAUAUGGCUUUCUUGUUAUAUCAUUCAGGUUUAAAAAUCAGUAAAACAAAUUAUAUUGACAGUACUUUAUUUUAGUAAAGGACAAUCUAGGAAUUUAUCAACUCUUUAAUGCUUUAUACAUUAUCAUUGUAAUACUUAGAUUUUCAGAGUGCUAUUUUUAUUUCAUGUCAUAUUGAUGAAAUCUGCAAGGUGGCCUCUUGGUGGCACUGGUGUGUAAAUUACACAGAAUGUCACUAAAGUAACAGUCAUAUCUAUUUACUGAUAUACACCUAUGCACGCAUAUAUAAUUCCUUAGUUUAGGAAAAUUGUUUAAGGAACCAUAAUCUUUAAUAAACCUCUUUUUAUCACACACAUUGUAAUUUAGCAGUUAUGCUAAAGUAUGUAGUCAUAAACUUUAAUAGUUUAUUUAGACCCCUCUAAGGUAUGUCAUUUUUUUUUUUUAAAGACAUGGUAGAUGGAGUUGGAGUAUCUGCAUGUGUGUCAUUUAACAAGAAGACAUACUUAGAUUAGAAAGUGUUUGGUGUGCCUUUGGUUAAUGGUUUACUUUACUUCACUACUUAGACAUUAAAAGAAGUUAGGUAAUAUCAUGCCCUUUUUAUGUUAUUAUUGGAUAUUUUAGUUCAUAUAGAAGAAAAGCACUUUGAAUGGCUCAAAUAAUUUUUAGUUUGUAGUAAAAUCAUUCCAUACAUGGAUUAUUAUCUGUGGUACAUAUACACAAAUCAAAAUUUUUGGUCUUAUAUGAAUAUUUCCUUUCUAGUAUCUUCUCAAGUUGGAAAAUAAUACAUAUAAUCCUCCCUCACCUUACCCUAUAUUUAUAUUACCCACAACCUGCAAGAAGUUAUUCUUGGCCCAGGAUGUUUGUUUAGCUAUAGCACAGUAACAUGAUUCUAUUUCAUUUCAAUUCUCAGCCAAAAAAGUCCUCACUAUUUUACUAACCUGGUUAAAAAAAAAAAAAAAAGUCUGUAAAAUUGCCUGGCCUUAUGUUUUUCACAGGAACAGUCUUGACCAAUCACAGUCAUGUGUGAACUUGUGUAAGUCACUUAACCUAUAUGUGCCUGAACAAGUUGGGCACUGGAAGAAUAAGGUUUAGGCAAAGCCUUUGUCUUCAAGGAAGAUGUCACAGAAGGCAGCUACUUUGUAUGCCCUAUGGUGCCCUGAGAUGACUGUAUGAAAUAAAAUAGUGGGUUAGGGAGCAACUCAUCCAGUGCUGUGUGUCAUGUCUUAUGUUGCAUUUCCAAGAUUGAAGAAAACACAAAAUUCAGCUUCCCAUGCAGAUGACUAGUGAGUGUGAGGUUUAGAGCUCCUUGAGUACCUUGCCCAAGGUAGAAACCCAGAAUGAUGAUGAAAAGUAAUAGGCCAUCACAAGCAAUUUGGUUUGUUUUUGUUUUCACAAGAUUGAUUUGAAAUGGUAGGUGGGGAGAUGAGAUAUGGACAACUGUAGCUAAACUAAGGUGGCACAGUUGAAUUAGUAUCAGUCAUGCAUCAGUUCACUUCUAAGAGAGCACCAGCCACAGAUUAGGUACUGUGCUCAGCCACAGAGCCACAGCAAUGACCUCAGGGAGCUCACAGCCUAUGCAGGACAUGCCAGGUAAGGGGUGUAACAGUUUCCAAUCCUGCCAAUUUGACACCAAAACAUGGGGCACAUUAUAUGACUUUCAUUCUCAUAACAUGUAUUGUGCAUUUUCUUUACUUAAAAUUCAUUAAUAAUCUAUCAGCGAACAUCCUGCCUUCUUUCAAAUACAAAUCACUUAACCUGUUGGUUGCUUAAAGAACACUUUAUAGCCAGAUAGAGAUUACACAGAGUUCUGCACCAGAAAAUUGUGUAGUUUUGGACCCCUUCUGCUCUACCAAAGGGAGCGAAGAAGAAGGUAUUAAAGCUCACCUUGCCCUUCCAUAUACUUAACAAAACCCUGUGUAAACAUGUCCUCAUGAAUGUUGUUGAAAGCACUGUAAAUAGUUGAAAAUAUAAAUUUCUAUUACAGUUUAAAAAAAAUCUUAUGGACCAUCACUAGCCACUGUUAAUAUCUAUUUGUAUUCUUAUACCUUUUCAAUAUAUUUGAACAAAUAUAUAGUUUCUGGCACUAUUUUUAUACUAGGAUAAAGGAGUUACUAUGUAUAUUAUGUUUAACUUUUAAGUCAUUUUAAGUCAUUGUGAAUGUUAAUUUCUUUUCUUCUUCUCCUUCACCGUGAGAAUUAUCGUGGAUGACUCCUCUAUGACAAAACUGCUUUCCAGGAACACUUAACCACCUCUGAUCCUGUAGUAUCAUGAGAUAGAAUGAUUUUCCUUUGUGCAAACUUUUCACCUGUCAGUUGUUCCCUCAUGUUUUCAUGCUUUGUAAAAAUAAAAAGAAUGA
Molecule: messenger RNA, 6591 nt
Organism: Lepus europaeus (European hare)
Lineage: Eukaryota; Metazoa; Chordata; Mammalia; Lagomorpha; Leporidae
Gene: PDE5A
Product: phosphodiesterase 5A
Exons: 21
Coding region: 79-2580 (833 amino acids)
Biological process (GO): signal transduction
Molecular function (GO): 3',5'-cyclic-GMP phosphodiesterase activity; protein binding
Source: RefSeq, a predicted model, not a curated record